Messenger RNA from Lingula anatina, 10850 nucleotides. Its product is annotated as E3 SUMO-protein ligase RanBP2. Lineage: Eukaryota; Metazoa; Brachiopoda; Lingulata; Lingulida; Lingulidae. Gene Ontology annotation, cellular component: cytoplasm; nuclear pore. Gene Ontology annotation, biological process: nucleocytoplasmic transport. Gene Ontology annotation, molecular function: GTPase activator activity; protein binding. The record is from RefSeq and is a predicted model, not a curated record.
UACCAGUUUACGAUACCCAUGGCGCUCGUUGGAGUGCGCAAGCGGGGAAAUUUUGCGAUCAUAUAGAAGACUUUCACGUUUAUCGGAAUAUCACCAUAAUGUCUGUUUACCAGACAAAAAGCCACGUCGACAAGAAUGUUUCCAUGAUACUCAGUAAGCUGAAAACCGAAAAGGAGAGAAACUCCAGAGGUUUGAUAAUUGCCAGGCAGUAUUAUGAAGUAAAGGAAUAUGAGAUGGCAAAGAGGUAUUGUGCUCUCUACCUCACGGUCAAGGAGCAGUAUGCCCCUGCUCACAAGUUGAUGGGUCAAAUCCAUGAAGCUCUAGGACAACUGGACAGGGCAGUGGCUUGUUAUAAGAAAUGCCUUGAAUUGGAUGGAGCACAGAAAGAUUUAGUUCUGAAAAUAUGCCAGCUCUACAGCAAACUGAAGGUAGAUCCAGAUGUAGCAAAAUAUUGGGCUGAGAGAGCAGAGAGGCUAUUCCCAAACCACGAAGCUAUAUUUCAACUUAAGGAGCAGAUCCACAUGACAAAUGGCAAUACAGCACAUGACUUGGAGGAUUUAUUGGCAGAGGAACUUGCUAAACGUCCAACAGAUGUUAAACUCCGCCUCAAACUUCUGAAGCUGUAUCAGGGAAACUGGAGAAUCAAUGACGCCUACCAACACGCCAUCUCGGCAGAGAAGACAGGGGCCUACAACAGCAGUUUGGAGUGGUAUACUCACCUCGUGAACCUGUUCCAGGCCUAUAAAGAACAGGCUAAUGUGGACGCCAUGUUUUACGUCAACUACCUGAGCGCACUUAACAACCUUGUCACCCUCAGUAUGGGACACAGAAAUGUAGCUGAUUGUGCAGAAGCUUUAUAUAGGUUUGACCAAGCUCUGUAUGAGUGUACUGAAGCCAAAGUGACCAGCGAUGAUCUCCCAGUGUUCGAGACCGAGAUGGAGGGUCAGUUGUUUUAUCAUACAGCAACAUUGCUCCUGAAAAGAUCUCAACAGGUCAUAUGCUGGUUGAACUCAAAAAAGGAAAUGCAACAAAAUGGCUGCAGAAAGUUAAACAGCAACAGUGCACAGAUAAGGGCCUUGAAAAGUUGUAUGACUCAGCAUUUUUGAUGAAGGACAUGAGAGGGCAAAAGGGAAGCUCCUAUAUGUGCCAACACAGCUGUUUUACCAACUUUAUUGCCAGAUUCCCAAAUGACGACAGUCUUAGAGAAUACGAAAUGGUGGCUCACAUGUUACGUCCAGACAGCCUUCACCAGUUGGUGUGGAUUGGAAUGCAGAGAUACUCUGAAAAAGACAACACGCAGCCAGCUUAUAAUUUCCGUGUGUUUGAUUCCCUCCAGUACAGUACAGGGAACUUGCACACUGGAAGUGCAGAGUCACUUUGUCAGCUGGAUACAGAGGCAUUUCUCUAUGCAGUCAUAAGAACUUGUGUGAUGGGUCUCAAAGAACGCCAUAGCCUUAUUACCAGUUUUCCCGAGCAGCCAUAUUUGCUCCCAGCAUGCAUCUGUGAUGGCCUCGUAACCAAGGAGCAAUCAGAAUGGUGGCAGGCAGCAUACAAGUUGUAUAUGAAUAAAGCAAAGGAAAAUUUUGCCAAGUUACGUCAGACAUUACAGCGAGGCCUGGAGGUGAUCCGUCUUGUAGGGGCCCAUGGUAUGGACGUCAGAUUAGUGGCACAUCUGGCAAGGACCUUUGAGGAAAGGGUGCUGGAGACCAAGGCCCAGGGCCAGUCGGCCUUAGACAAUGCCAAGGACAUUGACUGCCUGCGUCAGAGAGCCGCCCACUAUUGGACUGCGGUCAUUGAUAUGCUGGACAAGAUAAAGAGCAACUAUGCUUGCUGUGUAAAUGGUACAUGUACAAGGAACAUCCACCCAAAGCAACCCAGACUGGCGCUUUUCCCGCCCCAGGGUGAGGAGCUGACAUCAAUGGAGAUGUCCGCCAUGUCGAGAGAAGCGAAAUUCUUCCUGGCUCAGGACGCAAUGGAGAUGGGAAAAUACGAGGAGGCGCUGGAGAGUUUGGAAGCCCUCCCGACACCAGAAGCCUCUCAUCUUCAAGCAAAGAUCUACCAGCAGCUGGCAGAGGAAGAGAGGGACAACCACCCAGAGAUGGAAAACAAGGAAGCAGCACUUCUCACCAAGGCUAGGGAUUCUCUAUAUAUAACUCUGGACAGAAUCCGAACUGACAAAACACAUGCCCUGAAUGAAGUGCUGUCAUCUGAGAUAGAAGAAGUGGAGAGCAAGCUGGGGAGAAUUGAGCCAGAUAUGGUCCCCAAUGCUGGCUCCUCAGACCUUUCAGAUCAGGAGGAGGCUCCGUCCCUGGCUCUUCGCGACAUCACAAACCGUUCCCGCUCCAAACUCCCAGCUCACAGUACGCCUCACAGGACGCGGCAUGGGGAGUUGGAUGCUGACUAUACCAACUUAGAGAAUCAUGGCCACCUUCGUCCCAGUCCAGAGCGCCUUGAUGCUGAAAUCCGUUCACUCCGCUAUUCCCAGGAGUCCAUGGUCCACCUGAUGAUGCAGCGGAAUGAAGAGCUGGUCGAGACAAACAAACGCUUCAUGGAUCAGCUGUUAGAGAGUCAGAAACGUCUGGCAGACAGCCAGAAGAUCAACAGCGAGCUGAUGGAAAAAAUGUCUCUCCAAGACAAGCUGAUCAGAGAGCUGGAAGCCAAAGUCGCCGCCAAGCACCAGAGCCGCCCGUCCCCCAUCCCUCCUCAGAUGACAAGCAGUGUACCCUCGCCCUACGCUUAUCCGCCCCCAAUUCCAGGCUACCCAGCUACCCCAUCGAGUUCACUUCAUUAUCUGCCGCCCCCACCCCCAGGGCCACCCCCAGGGACUCUGAGGUACCCCCCUCCUCCUGGCCCUCCCCCAGGGCCACCUGCAGACCCUGGGUUUAGAGGACUUGGGGCAGGACUUGGAGCAGUGCCAGUUGUUCCCACAGCCUAUGGAGAUGAUGGGUAUGCUGGAAUUGAUGGAGAGACUUACGAGGAUGACGGAGACUACCUGGAUGACUAUGGAGAGGAAGAUGGUUCUAUGAACAGGUACCAUAUACCAGAUUCAGAGUUGGUCCAGGACUGGCCAUAUGGCAACGUGACCAAACUGGAGGGGAAAUCCACCAUCACUUACUCCCCACAACAGCGCCCUCCCUGCCCCACUGCUGCCGUUGCCCCAAACUUACCACCCCCACCCCCUCAGCAGCCUCAGUUUUACCAAAUACCGGCCUACCUGCCACCUGGAUUCCCUCAGAUGCAGGCCACACCGCCUGGUGGUAUGUAUACCACAGGGCUGCCACAGAUUGCCCCUGGGUUCUUCUCCCUGCCAUCAGCACCUGGGCAGGUUGGGCUACAGAACACCACCCCUCUGGCUGCAGCCUCCCAUGUUAAGUUACCAGCCAUGACUGCAGCUGUGUCUACAGGGGGAGGAGUGGCAAGUCCUGGAUUGGCAGGAGUGAGACCGGCUGUUCCACCAGCCACCUCUGCCACCCCCGCUGCAGCUGUGACCAUGCCACCAAACGUGGUGAUGAACUCUAGCAUGUCAGAGCAGAUGUCCCAGGCUGCAACCUCCCCAGUGAAGAUUGGUGGGCACACUCCAUACAAAAUGGCCAUGCCUGCAGGUGGUGAGGCAAAGGACCCUGCAACAGCAACGACAUCUUCAGUUAAUGCUCCUGCAAUGGCAUCCUCACCGAAGGAUAGUAUUCUGAAAAAUCUUAUAAUGGCUGACACAACCAGCUCUUUGGUGUCAAAACCAACAUCUGAACCUAGCAGUCCCACAAAAGGUGGCCAUGAUGAUAGUGCAGGUGAAGGGCAUGAUGAAUCUUACAAUGGGGCCGAUUUUGAGCCCGUGAUUCCUCUACCAGAUCUGGUGGAGACACCUACUGGAGAGGAAGAUGAGGACAUUUUGUUCGAGAAUCGUGGCAAGCUGUACAGGUUUGCUGACGCUCAGUGGAAAGAGCGUGGAACAGGAGUGAUCAAGAUUUUACAUAAUACCAAAAACGGGAAGGUGCGUAUUCUGAUGCGGCGAGAUCAGACCAUGAAGGUAUGUGCCAAUCACUACAUCACGCCAGAAAUGAAACUCCUGCCAAGUGUGAACAAUGAUAAAGCAUGGUCAUGGUUUGGCAUGGAUUUUGCCGACGAGCAACCUACAAAGGAGAACUUCACCUGUCGGUUCAAAACUACUGAGAUUGCCUCACAAUUCAAGGAGAACUUUGUAAAGGCAAUUGAAAUAGCCAAGAAAGAGAAGACAAAGUCUGAGAAGACGACAACAGCAGCAGCCUCGACAACAGCAGCAGCCUCAACAACAACAGUGACCCCCAAAACUGAUGGUACAACUUCCUCUUGGGGGGCAGCGUUGAGGCCUCCAGCUGGCAACUGGGAAUGCGGGAUGUGUCUGGUGAGCAACCCUGGUGAUAAGACCACAUGCAUGGCAUGUCAGACUCCCAAACCAGGAAGUAAACCUGUACAGGAGUCCACAGGACAGAAAGUCACAGGGUUCUCGUUUGGGGUGCCAGGACUCCAGACAAGUAAGAGUGAGACAGGCUCUGCAAUAAUUGGAGAAGGAGGAUUCAAGUUUGGGUCUUUUGGGGCCACGACCUCUAGUGGCCAGCCUACUGCAGCACCUAGCGAUAGUUCUGCGUCUGCUGUGGCAGCAGUACCCAGUGGAGGUUUUAAGUUUGGUUCUUUUGGAAUAAGUUCCAGUCAGCCGUCUGGUGGGGAGAGCAGUAAUACAACAACAGCAGUGCCACCUAGUGGAGGUUUUAAAUUUGGAACAGUGCCAGCCCAACCAGCAGCUGCAGCAGCUGAAAGCACUGCCGUUACUCCACCUACUGGAGGUUUAAAAUUUGGUGGUGGUAUUACAGGAACUGGGCUCACAUUUGGUAAGCCUGCAGCAGCGACAACCAGCAGCUGGGGAUUCAAGUUCGGGACUUCUGAACAACCAGGGGGCACCACUGCAGCUACUGAUGGGACGAAACCGGCCAUGACAGUGACCAUUCCACCUGCUUCUUCUUCCUCUGAUUCAACAACUGAAAGGAAAGGAUUGCUGUCCCCACCGAAAUUAAAUGUUGACUCAAAAUCUCCUGGGGCAGCAUCCACCCUAUUGUCAUUGCUCGCACAGAAUCAUGAGAGUAGCCAAGAUAAAGAAAAGGCCCAACCCAAGUCGGAUGAUACAGCCAAGCCACAGUUUGGAGGGUUCACAUUCACAAGUCAGCCUAUUGUGAAGCAGAUUGAGGAGACUAGUACGAAGGGACCAAUAUCUGCUGAUACGAAAGCUGCAGGGGCAGCAGCAGCAGAGAAAAAGAAAGAGGAGCCUAAACCUUUUGCUGGAUUCAGCUUCUCAUCAAAUACUGGUAGCGGGUUCACCUUCACGCCACCCUCCACAACAGCUCCUAAGAGCACAACUGCAGUCAAAGCACCAGCUCCUGCAAAUGAAGCACCAAAAGAGAAGCCCAAACAGGAACAUGUGUUUGGGGAAAAUGCAUCAGGUGCUUUAUCCUUCACUAACCUGACGGAUGCUGUGAAAACAGCCGAUGCCUUCAAGGGCAAGGAAAAUUUCCAGGGGUUUGCCGGAGCAGGAGAGAAGGUGUUUGGCCAUGACACUUCCACCCAAGUUUCUGGAUGGUCCCUCACAAAGAGUCCAGGCAGAACUAGAACUGAGAGCGAGGGCACUGCUCCGGAGGAGUUUACUCCUCAAGAUGACUUUAAGCCCCUGGUAUCUCUGCCAGAAGUUGAGGUCAAAACAGGUGAGGAAGAAGAGAUUAAAAUUUUUGGCGAACGAGCCAAACUGUACAGGUUCGAUAAGGAUGCCGCUCAGUGGAAAGAGAGAGGAGUUGGUGAGAUUAAGUUGCUGAAGCAAAAGGAUGGCGUGGCAUUUCGUGUACUCAUGCGUAGAGAGCAGGUCCACAAGCUGUGCGCAAACCACGCCAUCACCAAGGACAUGGAGCUGAAACCCAUGUCUGACAGAGCUUGGAUCUGGCUGGCCGCUGAUUUUUCAGAAGAGGAAGUGAAACACGAAAAACUGGCCGUGAAGUUUAAAAAUGAGGCCCAGGCCAAAGACUUCAAGGAAAAGUUUGAAGAUUGUCAGAAAAAGAUAAGAGAGUAUGAGCUUUCAUCUGGGAAAGAAACCACGCCUAAAGAAGCAGGAGUCGACUCAACUGCUGCGGCCUCUGCAGGGAAGUCACUUUCAAAUCUCUUUAAGCCCAGCCCUGGCAGUUGGGAGUGCACUGGUUGUUAUCUAAGAAACAAUGCGGAUGUUUUGCAAUGCCCAGCCUGUAAUACACAAAAGCCUGGCACACCUACAGCACCCAAGCCACUCUUUACCACAAAACCAACAGGAACUUCACAGCCCGUAGAUAACUCUCUGUCUGAGAUGUUUAAGCCAAAGGCCGGGAGCUGGGAAUGCACUGGUUGCUACUGCAGGAACGAAGCAUCGGUUUUGAAGUGUCCGGCCUGCGACACCCUGAAACCAGGGGUAGAUUCAACUAAGGUAGAGAGUCAGGCUGCCCCAGCAGUUAGCUUUGGUACUCAGGGUAUUACCAGUGGCGGGUUUACAUUCGGAGCCAAGCUUGGUGCAUCUCUCCCCUUCACUGCUGGUAAAGAUUCCAGUAAGGAUGCGGCGCCAUCUUCGGGACAAGGGUUUGUUUUUACUUCAACACCCGCGAUAACACAACCCGUCAGUGGUUUUGUAUUCGGGAGCGGACCCAAACCUGCCCCUUCCACUACAUCCUCCGCUCCUUCAACUGGAUUUGUAUUUGGAGGUUCACAGGAUGUUCCAGCUGCAUCCACGUCCACAACUACCAGCACACCUUCAACUGGAUUUGUAUUUGGAGGUCCACAGGAUGUUCCAGCUGCAUCCACGUACACAACUACCAGCACACCUUCAACUGGAUUUGUAUUUGGAGGUCCACAGGAUGUUCUAGCUGCAUCCACGGCCACAACUACCAGCACACCUUCAACUGGAUUUGUAUUUGGAGGUGUUCAGAGCCUUCCUUCUGCAUCCACGUCCACAACCACCACCACCACCAGCACCUAUUCAGCAGGAUUUGUGUUCGGCCAGCCGCAAGGAAGCACAGGGAGUACGUUUGGUAUCUCUACGUUCAGUUGGAGUGGAAUCCAGCCUUUCACACCCACCAAGGCAGAUAAAGGGAAAUCACCUGUGAAAUCCCCCGUGAAAUCGGGUGCCCCGCUGUCUCCUGGCUCACCAGGGGCAGACAGUGACUAUUAUAAUGAGGAAGAAGAUGAGCAUGAACAUUAUUUCGAGCCUGUGAUUCCCCUGCCAGAUAAGAUUGAUGUAAAGACUGGAGAGGAGGAGGAAGAUGUACUGUUCUGUCAAAGGGCAAAGUUAUUUAGGUUCACUGACAAUGAGUGGAAGGAGAGAGGGUUAGGAGACAUGAAGGUUUUGAGGCACAAAGAAUCCAAGGCUGUGAGACUCCUCAUGAGACGAGAGCAGGUGCUCAAAUUGUGCUGCAAUCACUACAUCACACCUGAACUGGACCUUAAACCCAUGCCCAGCGCACAUGGGAAAGCCUGGAUAUGGCACGCAAUGGAUUUCUCUGAAGAUUCAGGGAAACAUGAGAAGUUGGCCAUUAAGUUCAGAUCUAAAGAGAUCGCUGAUGAAUUCAAGCAGGUCUUUGAAGAUGCUAGGGACAAGAAAGACAUUCCAGCCUUGCCAGAGUUCUCUGACGGAAAUAAAUCAGGAACAGGCACUCCUAAUCGAUCCCCGUCCAAAUCACAGCAGAGUAGUAGUUUUGUUUUCAAAACGCCCGACCUGGCAACCAGUCCAGGCUUCUCACUGGGUGCCAAGUUUGGAUCACCACAGGGAACAGGGGGUGGGUCUGUGUUUGGUGGAGGUGUGUCACAGGCAACGGGAAAGAGUCCACUGGCUGGCCUGAGUAGCCAUAGUCCAUUUGGAGGGAAAACGAGAGAUGAAGAAGAUGGAGAGGUAGAAUUUCUUGGCGAGGAAUUACCCAGUAAGGAGAAGAUUGAAAUGGCCAGGCGCUUCUUGUUACCUGACUGUUUCUACAACUAUGAGAAGAAACCUCCGUGUCCCGGUUGUAUAGGCUGUGAGGAUUGGGAAGAAAAGAAGAAACUGAUCCCCAAAAGUCCUGCAAAAGCACAAGGUGAAGGCUCGCUGCCUCAGUCAGGGAAAGAGAAGGCUGUGGUAGCAGCAGCAGAUUCCACCAGUGAAGGUGCGGGUAUGGGUAUCUUUGGCCAGUCGGCCUCUGGUGGGUUUGAUUUUGCUGCUUUAGCGGCCCAGGCAGGAAAGACCGGUGGAGGGUUUGGGAAAACCACAGAGUCAUCCAAAUCAUUCACCUGGGGUGGCACAGCAACGCCAUUGUUCCAGACUAAAAAAGCAGUCGAUGACGGAGAGGGUGAUGACGAUGAUGUGGAAAAGGCGCCAGAUGUCCACUUUGAACCUGUGGUAGAACUGCCUGACCUGGUGGAUGUCAAGACUGGGGAGGAGGAUGAGGAGGUGGUGUUCUCUCACCGUGCCAAGCUGUACAGGUUUGACAGUAACCAGUGGAAGGAGAGAGGAGUGGGGGAGAUGAAGCUGCUCUGGCACAGGGAAACAGGCAAGGUGAGAGCCCUGCUGCGUAGAGAGCAGGUGCUCAAAUUAGCAUGCAAUCAUUACAUAACUCAGGAAAUGGAGCUGAAGCCCAUGAUGUCCUCAGAGACCGCCUGGUGCUGGUUGGCCGUGGAUUUCGCUGGGAAUGAAGCCAAACAUGAGCAGUUUGCUGUGAAAUUCAAGACUCAAGAAAUAGCCAAACAGUUCAAGGCAAAGUUUGAAGAAUGUCAGAGGCUGCUGAGUGAACCCAGAGCUCCAACACAGGAGAGCUCCACUGGGAAACAAGACACGCCUGUCCCAGAGUCCCCAAUAGUUGCCACCACAGCAACUCCCCUGGGAGACAAGGGAAACCCUUACUAUACAAGAGAACUAGACACAGAAGCUAAAGAGGGAAGUAUAGCACCUCGGGUGGCAAGGGAAUGUGGCGGAGAUCGUGGAAACUGGCUUUACACGCGGGAGUUAGAUACAGAGGAAGAAGAGGGCGUGAUAACACCCCAAAAUGCCUCAGAAUGUGGCCCCAGGGAGGUAGAAGAGAAUUUAGAGCCAGAAAAGGCCAGCAUGACUGGGGGUGACUUAGGGAAUUGGCGAUAUACAAAAGAGCUCAAUGUAUCCGCACAAGAAGAAGUGAUCAAACCGUCUUCUGGGUGGGGGACAGGAGGGGGCGACACUGACUUGAUAGAGCCCAAGACAGCCUCAACCACAGGCGGUGCAGGUAACACACUUUACAGCCAAGAGCUAAAUACAUAUGCACAAGAAGAAGUGAUUAAACCCUCAUCUGGGUGGGGGACAGGAGGGGGCGACACUGACUUGAUAGAGCCCAAGACAGCCUCAACCACAGGUGGUGCAGGUAACACACUUUACAGCCAAGAACUAGAUAUCGCUGAACUGGAAAGUAAUAUCAUACCCACAAGAGGGGUAUUAACAGGUGUUGGAGACAGAGGAGGGGUCUUUUUGGGGGGCAGGGGUAGCCCAAUGUACUCCCACACUUCUGGAGUCGUAGACGAGGUGAUAACAGCCAAACUGGACUUCGCCACUGAAGAUGAUGUGGACAGCGACUCUGCACCUGCGAUCCAAGAAGACAUCAUCUCUUCAACCCAAGGUUCCGUCACUGGAGGGGGCCUCGGUAACACAAAGUACACUAUGGAGCUUAACGCAGCAGCAGCCGAGGGUGUCAUCUCACCUGCAAUGGCUUGGCAAACUGGUGGAGGUGACACCUAUCCCAGGGUUCCAGUGGAGGAAGCAGUGGAACCGUCGUCAACCACUGGCACUGGGGGAGGAGAUGGGAAUGCGCUUUACUCUCGAGAGCUUGAUGUGGAGGAGGCUAUCACACCUGGUCAUGCCUCAAUCACAGGGGAUAGGGGGAAUCCUGAGUAUUCUAGAGAGCUGGGAGAAGAUGUUGAUGAGAAGAAUGAAGAAGAAGAAGAGGAAGAAGAUGAUGAUGAAGAUGAUGAACAGGUUCUCUUUGAGAAGAGAGGAACUCUUUCUUACAAGGAGGGAGAUAAGUGGAAGACUGUGGGCAUGGGCAACUUCAAAGUGAUAUAUGAUGACGACGUGAACGGCUCUCGCAUCUACAUGUGCUCUGAUGAUGACCAGAUGUUAUGCAGCCACCUUAUUCUGCAGGAGAUGAGCAUAGAAUGUAAUGAAAAACUAAAGAGCUGCACCUGGGAUGCCCAUGACUUUGCCACAGAUGAAGCUGUGAGGAAGAAUUUCAGAAUUCAGUUCAGCUCUGCCCAGGCUGUGAAGGAGUUUAAGGACGUGUUCAAUCAGGGUUUAGAACUUGCCAGAGAGAGCGAGCUCUCAGAGAAGGACAUCAUCACAGUGCCCUCAGAGAUUAUGACACCAGAGGUCGCUGGUAUUGGAGCGACACCUGGUGAGGAGAAUGAUGUGCCUUUCUACCAGCAGGGGGCGACACUGAAGGACCUAGUGCAAGGUGCUCUAGAUACAAAAGAAGAAAAAGAGGGAUAAAAAGAUUCAAUUUAAACACAGAAUGUUAAAUGUUCACUUGUUAACAACAGCUGUUACAGGAAUCCUAUCGCCUGCCCAUGUUUCAAGCACAGUGCUGUUCACAUGCAUAUUAUCUGUCAGAACUUUAUGGAAUUCAACAGGCAAUUUUGACUUGGAAACGAACUCAGUUUUUUUAUCAGUAUCACAAUUAUGGACAAUAAAAUUCAUUAGGACAUUUGGAGGAGAAGAAAUGAUUUUAGGGAGCUAGAGGAAGUGCCUUGUGAUUAUUGAAGUGAACUGGAUACUGAAUUUCACUGUGUUUUAGAGAGAGAGAAUUAUUUUGGUUGUUUUAUACACU